AUGUGUGGCGGCCGUGACUUACACCAGGUGAGUCUUGGCAGUAGUGUGUUUUGUGUAUACAGCGACAACGCAGCUGCUUGGCAACAUGUGACAUGUGAAGUGGACAGUAUGGCAACUCCAGUGUCCGAGGACUUAGAGGUCAGUGGACAAGAGGGCAGGAGAGGCUCUGGAGACGCGUUACUCGCCGCCUUCGAGUCUCUUCUGCAGGAGACAGACAGUGCUGCCCGGGAGUCCUCACCAACAACCAAAUGGUCGUCUGAAGAGCUGCUGGCGUCAUGCGAGGCACUACUGGAUGAUGUCCGUGAAGCCCUCAUGAUACAGGAGCUGACCUUGCCUGCUGGUGAUCACCCUCCAGGACACGCUCACUCCUCAACCUGUGUUUAUGUCUCUCCCUCACAAGUCCCAUCAGAGUCUUCAAGGAUACCGUCAUUAUUACCAUCUUUACCAUCAACAUUACACUCAUUGCCAGCAGUAGUGCCAACUAAAAAACCCUCAGUAACAACAUCUCCACCUGGGUGCUCAGGAAGAAGUGAGCAGCGUGACCCAGGUGUGAUCACUAGAGCAUCAGCAGCAGCGGGCCAGUGUUUCCCCCGGGCUGGCAGCUCGCGGGACCCCAUCAUCCUGGGAGGGUGUAGCGGGUGUGUGUGCUCGCCCUCACAGUGCCACGCCUACCCCACAUCGCCACCACUACCCUACGACACCCAACAUUCCUCCCCACCGCACACACCUGCUUGGGACUCACCGCAACUUAUGUCGUCUCUCAUACACGCAGAACGUUCGCCACCGAUGGCUCGGAAAUCCUUGUCGCACCGGCUGUGUGAAGCACCACCUGCCUCUCAUCCCCAGCUGAUGCUGACUCUACCGCAGCACCACUCAUCAGCCUUAGUCAUAUCCCCACCUCAGUCACUCUUUCAACAAGAAAUGUCACUUGAAGAUUCACCACCGCCAGUAAAAUCACCACUAGAACAGCCAGCACUGGUAGUAGAACCACCACUAGAGCCAACCUUACCAUUGGUAGGGACACCUCCCUUACUGCAGUCCCAAGUGAUGUUAAAAUCAUGUUCAUCCGUGAAGUUCACUUGUCCGGAAAAAAGUGCAGUAGGUGUGUCAGUUACAUUAGAAGACCCAGCACGAGUGGAUGAGUCAUCUACCCCAGAAGUCUUGGGUGUGAAUGGCUGGGUUGACAAGGUGGAGCGAGCGUGGCAGUCUUUGACAGUGCCCGACCCUGCGUCCUCACCUCUGCCACACCAGCUGAUGCAGCUACCGGGAGAGGAACAGCUAAUGGAGAAACACCACUGCUCGCCUCACCGUAAACGCGAGAUGGGUCACUUGUACCAGCAACAUGGUGACCACACUUUUUGCCACAGCUGCACCACUGUAACGUCAUCUCCAGCUCAGGUGGGGCUCCAAGCUUGCCCAAUUAAUACGCAUGCCCACAUCCCUCUGUCUGUCGACCACAUCUCAGACACUAAUAAUGUCGCCGUGAAUGAUUGUUUGGAAGGUAAAGCCGGCCACCGCCAGCAUAGGGGGUCUCUCAGUCACAAUACAGAAAAGGUCUUGGGUAUAGAGGAAAGAAAGUGUGGUGGCGCCGCUUGUUCGCCGAGUAGAGCACAAGUGGUCAGCAACACUUGGCUCCUUAACACUAGCUUGUCUCCUGACAGCAGCUCUUGUCCCAGCCUUGAUAAUGUACUUGUUGGGGAUACUCUCUUUUCUGACAGUGAUGAGGAUCAGUCUAUCUUCAGCUUCAAGACUUGUAGUUCGGGUGAUGACGAGAGUGAGAGCAUUGGUGAUGAUGGUGGCGCCUGGUGCUCCUGUGGCGAGGUCUCCGCUACUGACGGUGAUGCGGGGACAGAUGCCGAUAGUGAAUAUAGCCUCGAUGGGUUCUUGCCAUCUACUGAGGAUCUCUGGCAGUGGAACCCUUCAUACGAAGAUGACGACCAGAUAGGCGCGCCUGUCUUUACUAGUGGAGACGACGACAGUGACACAGGCACGGUGGCAUCACAGAUAUUACGAGGACAACACACGGCCCGGUGCCAAGUCUUGUUGUCCAGAGAUGUGCCAGGCUUUCCUGCCUGCAUGGCGACUCAUGGGCAAAUUUUAUUUACAUCAGCAGAUGGUGACCGGCUCUCAGAGCGGAGACAAGGGAACUUGCUGUGGGCAGAAAAGAACAGCAAUCCACCGGAUAGUGUCUGUGACCGUCACUGUGUGCAGGCAUCACACCCUGCAAGUUGUGGGUGGUCGUGUGGCACUGGUGGAGCACAGUGUGUGUCGCUAACCACUCAUGGUGCCAAUGGCCUCUCAUUUCAUGCCCAAACUGGUGACUGCGUAGACCGUUUGGCCUUGGACACUCACAGCUCUCGCACACACUCAGCUUUACUCCCACAACGCCCAACUACCAAGCAGCAUCUGGCGACAGUCAUCCGUCGCCGGGUAGUGUGUGCUACGGAUAAGGAGGAGGCCGAGGAGGGGGCAUCUGGAGUAGCGGGAGAGAGGAAGGAUGGGUCGGCCCCGCCUCAAACGCUGCCAUCAGUGCCCCAUGAACUGUGCCGCGACCAGCAAGUGGUGCACCGCCCUCCUGAUCCUCUUCUCUGUCCCAGCCAAUCCCACCACCACACCCACACUGCUGGCGGCCCUCACCAGCUUUACACAAACGACCAAAAUUUGAUGGCAGACAUGUUUAGUGACAGCGGUUGUACCAUUAGAAAUACUGGUGAGAAACGGGUUACUGUCAUAAGCGUGGACGACAGUGACUGUGGAACCUGUUUAGACCUGGACCCCGUCAACCGUAUUGAGAGUGACCCAGGCGUAGAGGAUGAAAACCCUCGACCACCAGCGAGGUCAGUAGUGAUACCUAAACUUGAACCAUCUGACCAGGAUCACUCAGCACACAGCAUAACUACUGAGGUUGAUCCUGACGAGAAAAAUCCAUUCGUGGAUUUUGAUGGAGGUGUUUUAGUGGUGAUGCCAACGAGUGAUACAGUAAAAUGUGACCAAAAUGAUACCAUGGAGGAUUGUGUCGGCAUUUGUGGCGUGAGUAGUGACACUGACGUCAUGAGGUGUGACGUCAUAGGGAGGGGUCCCCAGCCCACCAGUAAUGGGCCAUAUAUAAGUGAUAGUGUGUUGCGUACACAGCCAAGUUUGUUUUCGGAAGCAGUGAUGCCCGUUGCUUCUUUGCGUAACUCUAUUGGUAUUUCUUGGUCUCCUGCUUCUACUGACGCCCUUGCUAGUGCCCUCAACACGAUGAGCCCCGGAGUGAAUGCCUCCUCCCACCUCACAUUCUCGUCGCCCCUCCCCUUCCCCUCUCGUCCUCAACAGCUGCCCCAGCUAUCACCACCGCUUCAGGCAACAGGGGCGGAUCCCAUGUGUGUCGCGGUGCAGAGAAGCGGCUCUGUGGCACACCAGUCUCCUCGUCCCUCCACGGGGCCAACACAAGGCUCCACCAUCAGCCCUUCUUUGUCUUCACCUCCGGAAUGUCUUAAGAAACCACGAGUAUUAUUACCCGAAGAAAGUGAUAAGUAUUAUUGUUUACCCAGCACACAGGUGAGCAAGAAGAGAAUGAUGAAGACGGGGUGUGAAGGGAAGGAGGAAGUAAGAGAAGCUGUUGGCGACGAGGGAAGUGCUGAGAGUGAUGUGUUUGUGGUGGUGAAACGAGGAGGACAACCUGGGGUGCCUGCUGCCACACUACCUGGGGCUACUUCGCCCAGUGGCACACUGCUCGCUACCUCCCCUUGCUCCGCCACCUCACCUCACAAGUCCCUUCACACUAGUGCGCCAGAAAGCAGAUGUUACACUGUCAACAGCGGGGUUGGCAUGUGUGGCAGGGACUGUCGUGACGGUGGACAAAGCCAGCGUGACACUAGACAAAACUACCAUAAAACUGAGGAAGACUACCGAGAUUCAGGAUUACAUUGGCACAACCGUAAACAAUACUUAAGUGAAAGUGAACAAAAGUGGUGUAAUAACAGACAAAAUAAAGGUGAGAGUAAAGGGGGUGGACGUGAAAGUGGGUGGUGGGAUGGAGAGAAUGACUGUGGGUUGGUACACGCCCGCCCGGCCGUCGUCCUGCAGGACUGUCCCCCACAUUACCCUAUACACCCGUCGCUCGCCUCCCCGCCUUUACCUCACACUGACGACGCUCCCCACAAACACAGUUUUAGUCGAGGAGGACAAGAGUAUGAAGGGUGCAGGAGCGCGGCACUGUCGCUGGACUCGUGCGACCUAGCCUGGUGGCAGCAUGAGAGCGAGUGCCAAGUGCCACAGCAGGCUGGCACUGGUGGCGGGUUGGCGGGCAGUUGUGGCCAUGGCACGGUGGGGGAGGCACACCUCGCGUGGUGUCCGGGGGAGGUGAUAGGAUCACUUCAGGUGCUCGUGGGGGACGUAUUGUGGAGCUAUCCUGUAUAUGGCACUGUGGACCAGUGCCAUCAUGAUCUUAGUGUUGAAUGGCAACUAGUGCUGGCUGGCCAGGGCUGGCACGUGGCUAUAAAUAGUGUUGGUGAACUAGUGACCAUGAGUAGUGACAACAACAAUAUGGCGGGCAUAGCGCCCUCGUCCUCCUCUCUCAAACCUGAGUCACCCACAGCUUCCAGGUCUAUAUACGGUUUUAAAAUUGUCAACAGUGAAAAGGCUAAAAUGAGGAACUUGUUGCCUGUAUUCAACAACAGCAAGAGUUCCUCGACGAGGGACAUUUCCAACACAGUGACCUUCCGGGUCAAGGGAGACUCCACCUGGCAGACUCACCGGCCUAACAGGAACUCUGAUAUGUGUGACAUGCAGAUGUAUCGCGGCUCUGACACGAGGAGCUGCACCCCUGGGCUCCCUGAGGACAGUGAUGGGGGCGCCUUCAUCAAGCUAUGUGGCGUCAACUUGGGCUCCCGCCCCUCCUCACCCGACCCAUACCCUCUCUUCCGUUGCCACACACUACCACGGAAGGCGCCGCACUUACGGUUGCCGUCGAUGACUCCGUGGCCGCAGGAGCCGCUAGCGUCGCCCGAUACUUUUCCAGAAUCUGAUGUGUCGGCAUCAGAGCCACCGUCACCCCGUUUACAGCAAGAGCACGAUGCAGUUGUACAAGAUGUACUGGAUGCACGACAUGACCUUUUUGCAGACACACCUGUUGAUGUCGCGUUUUAUGGUAAUGGGACGAGGUCUAGGGGUGAGGAAGACACCGGCGGAAGUAUUGGUAUGAACGAGACGGCAGGCGAGGGACCACAGCUACACCUGUCAGAGCCAACACCGCCUUGGUCACACACACCUUCGUUGCAGCAGUGGUAUCCUGCCCCUGCCACUCACUCAGGUGUUCACCCCUACAGUAGACCCACCACACAAGGUGUCAGUCAUACCCCAGGCCAUACAUGGGCGCCUCCUGGUGUUCACCGGGUUGGAAGUGGCAACACCACUCCCCGGCCAUACACGGGUGCUCAUAGUCACCAGCUCCCGCACCAUACUGACACAGCCAUGGGUCUGUUUAUUCCUCCAUAUGAAAAGAAGAAAGAUGCUCUGGGAGGGGAAGGAGUAAGCAGCAUCAGUAUGGGGAUGGCAGCACCAGCACCAUUGUCUUCCUUUGGUGUUGAACGUCAACCUCCCCAGCAGGCAGGUACUAAACCAGCACCCACCGGGGAUGUUCAACUCACUAUUUACGAAGAAAAUUUUUUGUCUCCUCCACCUGGUGCUGCUCCUCUUAAUAAUGGGGUGUCUUGUGGACGAGGUGUUAACACAGCCUCGACUCUCCACGCACCAACAAGUGGCCACCGUAGCGCUGAUGUUGUAAAUGAUGGGCUUGCCAUCAGUGACGUUUCCAUCGCCAGCGCCGCCGCCAGCGGCAGCUGCGCUACUUCACAGAUGACAUCAACAGACACUUGGCUCAAUACCUCUCAGCCCCCACCGCCGGAUGACGCAGGUUGCGCCACUUCAACAGUACCUCGGGACGCCUCCACCCGUGGCCCCAUGAUAGAGGCGCCAUAUACUGAUGGUUGCCUCAGACGACCUGUUGAGGGAGCAGGUAUGACCAUUUUCGAGAGUCAGCGAGUCAACACCACAACACCAAAGAAUAAUGGGGAUAAUUUUCCCAUGUUAAGAAUUGAUGAGCCUCCCUUGGCUGUGUUGACGCCACAAACUACUAUUCCUAAGCCUCCUGAACGUGAGUCUUCAAAAAUGAAAAUUUACAAGAGAGACAACAUAAUGCCACAUUUUACUCAAAACGGAGCUUCUGUGCAACAAACUAGGCCUGAAAAAACAUUGUUGCCAGCCGGUCUUGCUCAGCUAGGCAACACAAAGCCCUCUCAUACACAAAAAUGUCUUCCCAAGGUAGUCCCCGCCACAACAGAACUUUAUGGUGAUCUAACAGAACUCACAGAGGAAGUGACCGCCACAACAGUACUUUGUGGUGAUCUAACAGAACUCACAGAGGAAGUGACCGCCACAACAGAACUUUGUGGUGAUCUAACAGAACUCACAGAGGAAGUGACCGCCACAACAGAACUUUGUGGUGAUCUAACAGAACUCACAGAGGAAGUGACCGCCACAACAGAACUUUGUGGUAAUCUAACAGAACUCACAGAGGAAGUGACCGCCACAACAGAACUUUGUGGUAAUCUAACAGAACUCACAGAGGAAGUGACCGCCACAACAGAACUUUGUAAUCUAACAGAACUCACAGAGGAAGUGACCGCCACAACAGAACUUUGUGGUGAUCUAACAGAACUCACAGAGGAAGUGACCGCCACAACAGAACUUUGUGGUAAUCUAACAGAACUCACAGAGGAAGUGACCGCCACAACAGAACUUUGUGGUAAUCUAACAGAACUCACAGAGGAAGUGACCGCCACAACAGAACUUUGUGAUAAUCUAACAGAACUCACAGAGGAAGUGACCGCCACAACAGAACUUUGUGAUAAUCUAACAGAACUCACAGAGGAAGUGACCGCCACAACAGAACUUUGUGAUAAUCUAACAGAACUCACAGAGGAAGUGACCGCCACAACAGAACUUUGUGAUAAUCUAACAGAACUUACAAAGGAAUUAAACACAGCAGAACCUUGUGACAGAAGAGAAAGUUCCUCACAAACACUGACAGGGUCAAUAGAACCUUGUGAUAGCCUUACAGAACUCUCACAAACAAUGACUGUUACACCAGAACCUUGUCAUGGUCAAGAAGAACGUUCACGGGUAGUGAGUGAGCCAAGAGAACUUCUAGUUGGUCAACAAGAACCCUCGCUGUCAGUCAUUGAGCCAAUAGAAUUAUCUCAUAGUCAAGAAGAACUUCCAACAACUGUUACUAGGGCAACAGAACCGUGUCACAAUUUGGAAGAACUUCCCCAGACAGUGACUGAGCCAACAGAACCUAGGUAUGAUGCAGAAGAACCUUCACAGACAGUGACUGAGCUAACAGAACCUAGGUAUGAUGCAGAAGAACCUUCACAGACAGUGAUUGAGCCAACAGAACCUAGGUAUGAUGCAGAAGAACCUUCACAGACAGUGACUGAGCUAACUGAACCUAGGUAUGAUGCAGAAGAACCUUCACAGACAGUGAUUGAGCCAACAGAACCUAGGUAUGAUGCAGAAGAACCUUCACAGACAGUGCCUCAUGAUCAAGAAAAAUUCUCGCAGACAGUGACUGAGCCAACAGAACCUUAUCAUGACCAAGUACCUUCACUGACAGUAACUACCCCAACAGAACCUAGCCGCGAAGAGCUUGGUCCAACAGAGGUUGAUGGUACUACAAGUGUCACCACAGAACUGCUCCCUAAUAAGUGCACUGUCAGUAACCUGGAGGCUGUGUGUGUACCACUUGGCAGUCCACCGUCACCGGUAGAAGACGUGGAAGAAGGAACAACCACCUCUACACCAUCAGCUCCACCGUGUGUGGUUCCUCACUCACAAAACCAUACUUUACAUGCUGAUGAUUUUGUGUAUUCCGAUGCCAUUCAGAAAGUAGACAAUAAAUUGUUACAUAUUACAAAACUGUUUACUCCAGGCCAGGGGGAGAAGGUUGAGGGACAGAAGCACCAGGACAGUGUUACAGUGGUGAUUGAUGGUGUUGAUGACGUCACCAACCAACACGGCUCUGACAGUGUUUGUGAAAACUCUGAAGUGACUGAAGAGCUUCUUGUGGUAAGAGACUCCUCCUCCUGUGUGAGUGAUGAUGAAACGAAGGAUAGGACUGCUGGUUGUAGUGACAAAGAUGCUGCCCCACCGUGUGAUAAUAAUGAAGGGGUCGUGACAGAAGAUAACUGUGAGGCGAUGAGGAAACAACCUGUAGAAAGAGGUGCAAGGGGAGGCACGGCAAGCAGGGAGGGUAGCCUGGGCGUUGAGCCAACGACUUGUUUAGUAGGUCGAGGGACGGGGGUCAGCGAACGGGCGGCGCUCAUCACCCGCCAGCAACAGGUGGGCCGCCCAACGCCUCCACGGUGUACACGGUUCCCUUUAGACAUUAUCUGUGGCACGAAGUUCCAGCUCCAGCACAAGGCAGGUGAACACUCCCCGUCCAGGUUAACCAGACACAGGCUCUCGUCUCUGGGCCACGUGCAACCCCUCACCCUCAGUCCCAGCCAAGCUAACAAUGGCGCCAGGUCCAAGUCGGCAUCACGCAUCGGCUCCGGCCACGCUGAGUCUCUUCCGUACACACACGAGUCGGGUUUAUGUGGAGGUGGCACGGAGGGGUCCAACUCCAACAAACCCGAGAAUAACUUAAAAGCGUUGCCACCCGUCCCUCCUCCUCCUCCUCCUCCUCCUUCUGUCCUUCCAAUAGAUGCCGUUUUAGAAAAUAAGAUCAAGCUGACCAUAGACUCGUGUGCCGGUAAUGUAUCAAAUGAUAACAAAGUAGUUGAACCAGUGGAGGCACCAGCUCACUGGCUCACUGGCGGUACUGAGGAGAACAUUGAACCUGAUGGACCACCUGAAGUUUACAAAGAUGACAGGAUCGAGAGUGAUUGGGAAACAUCAGGACAAACUAUCACAGAAGCGUCUUGUCAGUGUUCGAAUGACUCUCAUAAGAAUGUGAGUUCCACCGUGGUUGAGAGUGUAAGUGUCGAUCAGGUGUUAGUGCCAGUUGAUGAAGAACCACCAGGAAUAGUAGAAGGAUACUUCAAAGGUGACACUUCUGAAUUGGUUGUUCCUUUAAGUGGUUUAAACGAUCUUGAAGUAGACCAAGCCAGAGGAGAUUCAGAAGUACAAUGUGUAAACAAAGUGUCGCCGCCACACCCAAGUGUCUCACGUCAAGAUGACCCCAGUAAGGAGGAUUUACGACCCAUCAUAAAGGAAACUACUCCGCCAAGCACAGCAGGCGAGGAGAGGGGAGGACACUUGCAGGAUGAGGAGCCGCACCACAAGUCACACCAGGAACAACAGAAGCAAGAGGAACCAAAGAAACAGAAGAACCAAGAACAGAAGCAACAAGAAGGGAGUGAAGUGUCAGAGGAGAGUGUUGAGGUGUUGACAGCAGCUGUGCCUGCCGCUCACACUCCUGCUGGCGUGAGUCACCAGCCCCACCAGACAAUAUCCCCUGAGUCUCCACAUGAAACUGACUCAUCACGGAGAGCUUCUCUUCUGAAUUUUGAGCCAAAUAUCCUGUACAUAGAUGAGAGCGAGUCUGGCUCAGACUUGGGUGAACAUUUCUCAGAGGAAGCGUCGGAUGAACCUUCAUCUGACACCAAACACGAGUGUGUUGGUCCGGAAGUUACAACUGACACCUACAGUAGGGAGGGGUGUGACAAGGGAGACCAACAGGCAGACAACGGACCCCAGGCUCCGUUUCCACACCCACUAACUCCCCCUCCACAAACUCACACCUUAACUGGGGAAGAUAUUGUGCAGUUAUCGCCCAACGAAACUCCUGUUACAAUAAAUAAAGUCGUCUGUGAGUUGGAACGAAAUGACUCAGUCAGCAGCGAUGAGGUAGUUCCCCAGCCACAGUAUGUGGUGGGUGUAGACACAGCAGCGGCUCCACCGCUAGUGUGCGAUCGACGCAGCCUUGGGAGAGACGAGUCGGUGGAGGAGUACGAGCAAGCCCUGGAGGUAGUCACACCCGACCCCAGUCAUGGGUUCAGCCACAGCUCGGCCAGCGUAGCCACCGUUGUGCGCGUUGACACCCCCAACAGUCCACACAACCACAUGCAUCUUGCUGAUGAUGAACUCGAGGAUGAAUUUGUUGACGCCAGUGACACCAUAGAUACUGUUAAGGGUGACGCGUGCCUGGUGAAGACAAUACCUGACCUCGUCCCUCCUCACCACACCCACAGCUGCUCUCUGACCUCACAGCCAGUUACUGCGGUGGGUGUUACUUCACGAGAGGCAGUAAUAUCUGGGACAAUUUCAGUGAGCACAUCAGACUUGCAGUCAUCAGGCACUUCCUGUGUAUCAUCAGGGGACAUGUCUGGCACUCACUCAGGAGGUAUCGUCGGUACCCUCUCAGUGAGCCCCUCGGGAGGGUUGUCGGACCUAUUGCUCCAAGACUCCUGCCACCUGCCUAUUGCUUCUCAGAACACAGGAAGCGACGCGCCCGAGGAUGGAUCAGUAUCGUCGGGAAGUCACUUAACCGACCCUGAUAUGUUGGCUUCAGCCUCAGCUUCGUCGACUGGGUCUGAGACGUGGUGGACCUCGGGUGGUGGUCCCGUGGCGCGACGAGACCUGCUGCCUCUGGACGAGGACGAAGACGAGGCACAUUGGCGCGCGUUGCUUGCCGUUAAAAUACCGGAGAGCGAAGAAGAUCCCACGGGCUAUGAGAGCGACGAAGAUUUUGAUACUGUGGAUGCUGACAUGCAACGACUUGAGGAAAAGCUUAAGAAGUUUGAGAAAGAACUGGGCGAGAACAACGAAGGUGCUCCUGGAGAGGGAGAGAAAAUCGUGUGUCUGCCGUAUGACUCAGCAUUACGGUCACAGGACAUAGAGGCUCUCUGUAUUUCCCCAUUACCGAAGGUGUUCCCAGCGGUGAGGUCCGCCAAGACUAAACACCUUAGUCUCAUGACUCGGUUGGAGGUCCAAGAGUAUGAAGACUCAGCCAGCGAGUCUGAGAGUGAGUCUGAGGCCGUCUCCUCCAGUGACUCAGCUGACUUCCUCUUUGUCAAGACUAAAAUUAAGCUCAAACCGGGAGACCGCAAGUGUCGCUCCCUCGACCAGAAGCGAUCUAAAGACUACAAUAUUUUAAACAAGUCCCGUGAAGACAAGAAAAGAGGUGGCCGAGGGAGAGAGAACUCGUACGGGUGUGAAGAACAGCUGGACCUGAGUAGUUUAAACUUACCCGUAACUACUCUGGAGGAGGAGACGGGCUACGCCAUCCCUGACACUCAACAGCCUGUUAUGAGUGACGGUGCAGGUGGUAGCUCCACACCAACUGGCCACGACGUUAGUGAUGAGUGUCCAGCCCCGCCACAGAUGGUUAAUGUCCCACCUGACAUGGAACAAUUGGGUGGUGGAGGAGAGGAGACCAGCCACGCUUUACUCCACUGUGAAGAUCAUAUCCUCCUGGGGUACAUCUGGCACGAGGAAGAUGGUAUGUCUUCUGUCGACUUUGAAGGGUUAGAAGAUUUUCAGAGUUUCGAGGGGCAGGGAGCUCUGAUGAUUAUGUUCGAGGACGAUAAUGAUGAUGACAUGUUCUGUGAUGAGCUCAGUGAUGGUGAUGUACUGCCCGAGGCGACAGAUGUGUCGUCUGGCCAGCAGUCAUCUAAGGAGUACCUGGCUGAGGGAACUGAAGGUGAGGACGAGCCGGGAUGGUCCAGAGCGUCUGGGAGUAACACCCUGCCAAGAGCUCCUCAGCGUUCUCGUAGAGGUUCAGAGAGAACUUUCGUCGCUGCGUUCAAAAACAGUUUAAAAAAAGCUACUAAAUACUUGGGACCAAAGAGCGAGACUCAACCAAGAAAGGCAAGCCAAGGCACCGAAGACUCUGAAUGGUCACAACACAACAACAACAACAACAAAGCAACUACCGCUCAUCUACCUCGUGGCCUCUCUUACCCAGAGAGACGGUGCUCUAUGGGUGUGGGCGUGGGCGAAGGGAGCAGCGCGGGCGUGUAUAACGUGCAGAGUGGUCGGGUAGCUGCGGUAAUGACCCACAGUCCGAUCAGCGACAGUGAAGGUCCAGAAGCGUACUGUAGCUCCGGUGAAUACUACGCUGCCCCCGCCCAGUGUGUCAACACAUCAGACGAGGACCCGCCCCCUCCCCUCCUUCCCUCUUUUGCUCAAGGCGGCCACUUCCAACCCCAAAACCAUACUCUCGACAUUCACAAUUUCACUCACGACACCUCUGGUCCCCCACCCGCACCACCCCCUCGAUGGGUACAACGCAAGUUGCAUGCACCUCAAGACUUAAACGCUGGUGUCCCUCGUGGUUUGCCCCCCAGUGUACAAGGCGAUUGUUAUACCCAUUCUGUGUUGUCACAGCCUCCCGCACCCUCAAACUCCCACGUGUUAGCUCAGUCUUCGCACACCACUACUCACACUCUGCCUUCCACAGAACUCCCCACUGAUGGGAAUGAAAUGCAGUUUUUUCUGGUUGGCAUUCCUAAUAUAUUGCCAGCAAGAGGCGAGACUCGUUUGCCAGUGGUGAGUCCUGGUAUGAAUGAGCGACUAGGGGGGAGGGACAGGGAACCUAUUGAAGAUAUGCCCCCGCCGCUCCCGGCCCCCCCAGUCUACGAUGAUAAGUUUGUACCUGGGGAUAGCUGGCUUCCAGACAACUACCCUCAACACACGAACAGUAAUUACUCGUGCGUCGUACCCAACCACAGACUUGUAAGAGAUAACACAGACCUCCCCCUGGACUCUACCCUUCACGCGAGUGACGCCCCCCCUGCCUUACCCUCCCAUAAACCCACGUCUGUAAAGCAGCUUAAACGGAAACAACAAGAAAAGGUUCUUCGCCAGGAAGCCGAAGAAGCGGUAGGGUGCACGUUCUGCAUGGGCACUCCCUUAACACGUGCUCGGCCACCUGAAGAUUCUGGCCAUUGGCGCCAGCCCAGUCCACACCCCCGAGGCAUCAGUGACCGGCGCUCUUGGCCUCCCAGAAAAUGAUCCAGGAGUGUGUCUACGCUAGCUCAUAAGGGGGAAUAUUGUGGCAUUUUUGGAAAUAAAUGUAUUUAUGUAGAA
Homarus americanus (American lobster) is the source of this 13074-nucleotide messenger RNA. RefSeq lists its product as uncharacterized. The transcript is spliced from 6 exons. The coding region runs from base 1 to 12999 and encodes 4332 amino acids. The record is from RefSeq and is a predicted model, not a curated record. NCBI's taxonomy places the organism in Eukaryota, Metazoa, Arthropoda, Malacostraca, Decapoda, Nephropidae.